This is a messenger RNA of Penicillium pulvis, 1158 nucleotides long. RefSeq lists its product as uncharacterized. The coding region runs from base 1 to 1158 and encodes 385 amino acids. The record is from RefSeq and is a predicted model, not a curated record. Lineage: Eukaryota; Fungi; Ascomycota; Eurotiomycetes; Eurotiales; Aspergillaceae. The transcript has 2 exons.
AUGGGGCAAGGGAAUCCUGAUGAGAGACUGGUGUAUCUGGCCUGCCAGCAUAUCUUCCGUGGCGAUGCUUCAAACGUCCGAAAAUUGAAGGUUAUUAAGGGAUUGAUCAGAGAGGAUGGGAAGCCUUCCCUCGCGGAUAUUCUACGGCAAUAUAAUAUCAAGAAGAUCAGCACCGUCGCCAAAAAGCUGCUUGAGGAAGAAAUAUUUGGGAAUAAUUCAAACGCCAAAAUGCGAUUCCCAGAUUUGUUUCACGUCUCACCGACCCAAAGCGCUAAAAGGCAGAUUUCAGAAGCAGAGGCUGCGCAAGGCGAAGCGAGUGCGGUAAAGGAGAUUCCCGAAAGGGAAGUAAAGCAUGUCGUGAUUGUUCCUCAACCAAAGCCAAAGGAUGAGGCAAACAGAGAACCAGAUAAAUCACAUUUGGAGCGGAACCGAAAUAUCAAUAAGGCCAUUCCGUCGCUUUACCCCGUUUAUGUGCAGUAUCGAUGUCAACAUCUCAUCACAACCACUAUACAAGAAUUAGUCGAGGAAAGUUGUUUUGAGUUUGCUCAGCAGCAUUUUCCUCACGUUUUGGAACUAAAUAACUGGGAUUGCCCUGAGUUGGUAGAACUGACCGAAUGGACCAAGUUACUCCCUCAGCAUUCUUUGCAUCCAGCGGGAGCCACAAAGAAACCAAUGGACGAGGUAUUUGGUCUCCUGCGUGACUUAAGACACUCUGCGGUCCACCGGCUUCGAAAGACUGCGACUGGUAUCGAACGACUUGCCGAAAAUGCUCAACUUUUCCUUGAAACAUUAGAGGAUGUGUUUCGCUCAGAAAAGGUAUCUGUGCUUCGAAGGGAGCUGAAAAGCGCAGUUGAAGAGCUCAGGCGCAACAAGGACCUCUUAGAAGGGAAUCUGCGCACGCAACUCGAGGAAAUACAUAAAAAGCGGGCUGAACUGGAUGCUUGUGAAAAAGAUGCAAUCGAAUCUAUGGGCCACGAAGACCUAAGAUGCCAAAACGAUAUCGGUAAAGGGCUGGAGAGUAUCGUUCUAAGGGUUAAGUCAAACGAAAAACAAGAUUGGAAAGGAAAGGGAAAGUUGUCUUAUAUGGACCCAGACUUGUACGGAUCGGAGAAAGGGUUUCUCGCGGCGAAUUUGACAACCUAUAGCCCUGAAUUCUGA